GAAAGCAUGCCUGACGACGAUGCCGCGGGAAGCCCGCAGCUGAGCCUGAGCGGGUUCAGCUCCCUCUUCUCCAUCUCCACCACCACCCCUCAUCCUAACCACCACCACCACCUCGACCUGCCGCCGCCCUCUCUCUCCCUCAGCAUCGGCACCGGCGGGGAGGAGCAUGAGGAGGAUCAGGUCGUCAGCAGCGGCCAGGGGACCACCGCCCGCGUCCGGAUGAUGAAGAACAGGGAGUCCGCGCUGCGCUCCAGGGCCAGGAAGAGGGCCUACGUGCAGGAGCUGGAGAAGGAGGUCCGCCGGCUCGCCGACGACAACCUCAGACUCAAGAGACAGUUCAAACAGCUUAAAACGGAGAUGGCCGCACUCGUCCAGCAGCAGCAAACCAACGGCAGCCCACACAGAAGAACCUCCUACACGUAGUUCUAGCCUUCUAGCUAGGCCACUGCAUUUGCCUGCUGCGUCAUUUGAAUAUGCAUGGCCAGAGCCUAC
This is a messenger RNA of Lolium rigidum, 492 nucleotides long. RefSeq names its product protein FD-like. Gene Ontology annotation, biological process: positive regulation of DNA-templated transcription. The coding region runs from base 7 to 423 and encodes 138 amino acids. The record is from RefSeq and is a predicted model, not a curated record. Gene Ontology annotation, molecular function: DNA-binding transcription factor activity. Gene Ontology annotation, cellular component: nucleus. NCBI's taxonomy places the organism in Eukaryota, Viridiplantae, Streptophyta, Magnoliopsida, Poales, Poaceae. The transcript has 2 exons.